CCAGCCCCACGAGAACGGCUUAAGAUCCAAAAUUAGUGGCAGCCGCGCGAGCCUAUGCACUAAUUCUGCAAAGUAGAAGUGAAAUAAUUGACCGCAAGUAGGCGAAAAAGACAAAAACACUAGCAAAAAUGGCGCAUGCGAAUGCUACAGAAGUUGACGUGUGGAAUUUCCUCUUCGUCGAUUUGGCUGAUCCACGUACAAAUGAUUGGUUCUUAAUCAAGUCACCGAUGCCGAUAUUCUCCAUUGUGGCGCUUUAUCUGUACUUUGUACUGUCCUGGGGUCCACGUUACAUGCGCGAUCGCAAGCCGUUCAAAUUGGAAAAGACGCUGAUUGUUUACAAUUUCAUACAGGUGUUAGUCAGCGCCUGGAUGGUCUAUGAGGGUUGCGCUGCAUGGGGGUAUUAUAACUGGCGCUGUCAGCCUGUCGAUCAUUCGUUCUCCCCACGAGGCCUCAGGGAAGCGCGCGGCGUCUACGUCUAUUAUUUGGCUAAAAUCAGUGAACUAUUGGACACAGUUUUCUUUGUGUUACGCAAAAAUGAACGUCAGGUUACAUUUCUGCAUGUCUACCAUCACUCGGUAAUGCCUUUGAUUUCAUGGGGCACCACCAAAUACUAUCCCGGCGGACAUGGUACCUUCAUUGGCUGGAUCAACUCAUUAGUGCACAUCGUCAUGUACACCUAUUACUUCCUAUCGGCAUUCGGUCCCAAAAUGCAAAAGUACUUGUGGUGGAAGUCCCACAUUACCACAAUGCAAAUGGUCCAAUUCUGCAUGGUCUUCCUCCAUCAAACUCAACUACUCUACACCGAUUGCGGCUAUCCCAGAUGGACCGUGUGCUUCACCCUGCCCAAUGCCAUCUUUUUCUACUAUCUCUUCAAUGACUUCUACCAGAAAUCGUACAAGCAGAAGAAAGUGCAAGCAGAUGCUUUGAAUGCCAAGUGCGCCAUCGCCGCCGCUGCUGCCGCUGCCGACGCUGACACAACCAAACCCACAGUCACUGACAAUAACAAUAAUAUCGUUAAGAAUUUGAAUGAUUUGCCAAAAGCAGCGACGUGCGAUUCACAAGCGAAAAAGAAUCUGUAAACCACAGCUCAAAGAUUAAGGAGAAUUGAUACGACUCCAAGAACUGCCAAUAUACAUAAACUCAUAAGCGCAAACGCACACAACGAAACUUACCGUAUGAAUGUGGCCUCUCUUCCUGUCUCUCGAAAAGUUGUGUUAAUGGUAUUAUUUUUAAGUGCAAUCCAGUUACUCUUUUUUCACUACACUUAAUUUUGUAUGUUCCAUGUAUGUGCACAUAAGUGUACAUAUACCUACACUUGUAUGUUCAUAUUGAUAGUCCGUGUGGGGGUUUUUUAGUUCUUAGCUGUUAUGUUUGUGUAGUGUCUCGCACUAGAAAUUCCUUGCCAAUUAUUUUUUAAAUGAUAUUCUCGCUCCAGUUAAUGUAGAAAACGCUUCAAGUCAUAAGACAUAUGUACGUAUGUAUAUGUUUAAUUGAUUCACUUGAGAAAAAUCAUAAUGAUUUUUCUUAAUUGUCGCAAAUACAAAGCAUAUAAAUAACCAAUAGCCUGUAUCUUAAGCUAAGUCAGAACAAGAAAUGGUUGUAUACUCGUAUUUAUAAAUAUUUUAUGUAUAUAUAGUAUUAGGUUUUGUAAGAAUGUAUUUUAAAUAAAUGUUUAGAUUUAUG
This is a messenger RNA of Anastrepha ludens (Mexican fruit fly), 1683 nucleotides long. It is a transcript of the gene sit, whose product is annotated as elongation of very long chain fatty acids protein AAEL008004. Bases 129 to 1079 code for a protein of 316 amino acids. Gene Ontology annotation, biological process: very long-chain fatty acid biosynthetic process; fatty acid elongation, saturated fatty acid; fatty acid elongation, polyunsaturated fatty acid. The record is from RefSeq and is a predicted model, not a curated record. Gene Ontology annotation, cellular component: endoplasmic reticulum membrane. Gene Ontology annotation, molecular function: fatty acid elongase activity. NCBI's taxonomy places the organism in Eukaryota, Metazoa, Arthropoda, Insecta, Diptera, Tephritidae. The transcript has 5 exons.